UACUUCUUCGAUUUUGUUCUUUGACUUCUUGAUAUUUUUCUUCCUUUUUUUUUUUUCUUUUUUUGUUUUUCUCUCAUUAUCUUUUAAUUAACCAUGAACAUUUUGGUGUCGUCCAUGUAUUACAUCUCUCGUGGCCAUCAACCACGGGAGUUAGAGUGGAAGAUAAACGAUCGAAUUUCUACGAAGGAUUAUCAUCGUUGCAGAAGAAGAUAAGGAAAAGGGAUAAUUUGUUUUUCUCACCCCCUUCCCUAUCUCCUCUCUUCCCUCUUACGCCUCUUGAUAAUAGAGGAACGUUUGACAUAAGUUUAACUUAUUCGAUCCUUCGUAAAUUUACAUUGAUUCUUUGUUCUUUAUUUCUUUCUUUCUUUUUUUCUCUUUUACUGUUUUUUUUCUCCAACGUUUUGCAACAGUUUGAAAACACGACAUAUGAUUUUUUCAAUGGAUAAUGAUGAUGUGUCUGUGAUCAUUGUAUAAGUUUGCAUAGUGCGCGACGACAAAGACGAUAUAGGAAGAAAGUGAAAAUAAAAUCUGUGAAGAUAAAACGUAACGUCUGAGGUAAUCAAAAGACUUAAAAAAAAUAUAUAUAUAUACUCUAUAUAUAUUUAUAUAUAUAUAUAUAUAUAUAUAUAUAUAUAUAUAGAGAGAGAGAGAGAGAGAGAGAGAGAUUGAGAUUGAGAUAGAGAAGAAGUAUCUUGAUCGUUUUAGAUCAAAGGAACGAUCGAAAAAAAGAAAAGAAAAGGAAAAGGAAAAGGAAAGAAAAAAAAAGGGGGAAGGAGUAGUGAGAUCCGCGUAGAAGAACCGCGUUAAGUUCUCUCUCUGCAGAGAGCAGCCGAGUGAUUAAGGCCCGGACAGGCCACGAGCUCGCGUUCCUGGCUAUGGGCAAGCUCUCAAUAAUCAUUCGAAGUGGUACUCGUGAAAACGACCGAGAAGAGCCGGCAAAGCAAGAGCAACAACAGCAAAAUCAACAACAGGAAAGCCAAUACCAAUACAAAUACCAAUACCAAUACCAAUAUCAAUACCAAUAUCAACAGCAAGACCAAAAGCAACAUAAUCAACAAUAUAAUCGGUACCAAAAGCAUAAACAAAGUUCUUGUCGUAAUAACACCAAAGUUAUCAUAUCAUGCUGUGCCGACUCUUCUUCAUCUGCGAAUAAUAAUAAUAACAAUAAUAAUAAUAAUAAUAAUAAUAAUAAUAAUAAUAAUAAUAAUAAUAAUUGUAGUAGUAGUUGUUGUUGUUUGCUUGAUGUUUGCGAAGAAGUUGGAAAGGUGAGAUCCGGUACUCGAGGACAACCACCACAACAACCACCACCACCACCACCACCACCACCACCACCACCACCACCACCACCACCACCACCACCACCACCAUCAUCAUCAGCAUCACUACCACGUGCUGUUUAUUCUUCAAAGACGUUCCGCAACGAGACCACAAUCUCUUCAUUUUCGUCAUUUUCUUUUUGUGCUACGAUAGACAACGAUAAUAGUGUUGCUAAUAGAGUAUGCAAAGAACUGGGUGAGGUGUUUGUCGGUGGUGAAAACUUUAGAAAAAUUUCUUCUUCGCCUUCGUCGUCGUCGUCUUCUUCGUCGUCUUCGUCCUCCACUUCUUUAUCAAGGAGAUCAAGAAGAAUUUUAUCUGGAAGUAUUAUCCUUGCUCUACUCGUGAUGAGCGUUUUGUACGAGCCUACACUUGGUGUACCAGCACCAGCAUCAUCUUCUUCCUCUUCCUCCUCCUCCUCCUCCUCCUCCUCCUCCUCUUCCUCCUCCCCCUCCUCUUCCUUCUCCUACUCCUCUUCUUCUUCUUCUUCUUCUUCUUCUUCUUCUUCUUCUUCAUCUUCAUCUUCUUACGAGCUUCAACAGCAGGUGGAAGCCAACUCAAGAUUCCUCGAAUUCGAAGAGAACUACGAGGAUGAGGUAUACGAGCCAACGGCUACGGCUACGCCAACUAGUGCUGGUCAUUCUUCGAGAAACGUGCUCGGCGACGAAGAGCUCGAAAUUAUCAGAAGGAGCAUCGUUGAAAGCCUCGGGCUUCAAAGGAUACCCGAUCCUUCUAAGGCUAACAUAAGCCAGACGGAAUAUGAGAGGGCGCACAGAGAGUACCUGAAGAAAGUGCAGCUGUCGCAGCAUCAUGGACCACCGCAGGAGUCGAGAAAGCGAAGAAGACUUCACGUGUUUCAUGGCACAGAGCAUUCUGGAAAUAGGACGAGACGAGAGACGAUGAAAUCAGAAUCGGAAUCAGAAUCAGAAGCGGAAGAAGAAGAAGAAGGAGAAGAAGAAGAAGAAGAAGAAGAAGAAGAAGGAAAUGAGGCAGAAGAAGAUGAAGACAAAAUAGAAAAAAAAGAAAAAGAAAAGGAUAAAGAUAGUGAGAUAUUGCAGAGAUUGUUUUUCCCAUUGGAAAUACCCAAGGAUAUCAACGAAGAAUAUUCCACGAUCGAUCAUGUAUCCCUGAGGUUUUUAUUAACGGGAGAACAUCGAGAUAAUGAUAAAAAUAACAACGAUUUGGAAAUUGUCGUUUACCUAUUAAACGAACAAUUGGAUUUCAAAAUGAUAACAUCGUCUUUAUCAUCGUCAUCAUCAUCAUCAUCGUCGUCGUCGUCGUCGUCGUCGUCAUCGUCGUCGUCAUCAUCAUCAUCAGCAGCAGCAGUAGCAGCAACUUCGUCGUCGGUAUCGUCGUCAUCGUCAAUCUCAACAAGAACAAAAACAAGAACAACAAGAUCAACAAGAACAACAACAACGAGGAGUAGAAAUAGACCGCAAGUUCGAAAAAAAAUUCGGUUGGACGAUCCACGCGAUUCAAAAUGGUUAGAAUUAGAUGUGACCGAUAUUACGAUUAAUUCUUUCUUAGAUGAACCUAAUAUUCUUCAAUUUGAAAUAGAAUUUUUACAAAAUGGCAAAACUAAUCACCGUAACAUCGAUACACCCGUUUUAAAUCUUUUCACAACAUCUUACGAGACAACUGAUAAUAAUAAUAAUAAUAAUAAUAAUAAUAAUAAUAAUAAUAAUAAUAAUAAUAAUAAUAAUAAUAAUAAUAUUAAUAUUAAUAAUAGAAGAAGAAAACGUGGCGCACCGGAACAAUUGUUAUCCCUUCACAAGGGCCGUAGGACCGAGUGUAGGGGUGAUAAUAAAAAAUGUUGCAGACACGAAAUGACAGUUAUAUUCAAGGAUUUAAAGGGUUUUGAAUUCAUCGUCCAACCGAAAACAUUCGAUGCGGGUUAUUGUAAAGGUCGUUGUCCACCAAGGUAUAAUCCUGCCCAUCAUCAUGCCCUUUUACAGAGUCUGAUAUGGAAGGAAGACAGAAGGAAAGCACCGAGGCCAUGUUGCGCGCCGAGCAAACUCGCCGAACUCGAAAUACUUUAUUUCGACGAGAAAGAUUCCACCAGCUUGAAGGUCUCUAAUUGGAAGAACAUGCGUGUAUUGGAGUGCGCUUGUUCGUAGAAAGGAGACCUUCGAAAGAGAUAAAAAAAAAAGAGAGAGAGAGAGAGAGAGAGAGAGAGAGAGAGAGAGAGAGAGAGAGAGAGAGAGAGAGAGAUGGUCUUGAACCAAUCCAGGAGUCAUUUAGGACUCACCAAAGAAUCGUCCGAAUAACGUAUAGUUCGUCUCUGUCAGGUGGUCUUUUUUUUUACCCCUUUCCUCCUCAACUUCCCCUACCCAUUUUCAUUUUUUGUUUUCUUUUUUUUUUUUUUUUAUUUUAUUUUCAUUUUCAUUUUAUUUAAAUGUUUUCUUUUUUUUUUUUUUUUUUUUUUUUUUUUUAAUAUCCACACUUCAUCCUCCUUUCGUUAAAUCCGAUCUCUUAUCUAUUUUGUAUAAAGAAGAAAAAGGAAAAAACAAAAAAAAAAAAAAACGAAAAAAAAAAAUCACUAAUGGCAUAUAAUACUUCCCUAUCGAUCUUCCUUCUUUCGUUCGAUAUUUAUUAUAGAACGACGAUAUAAGUACAUAAGAGAUAAGAUUAGAAAAUUAGAGAUCUAAUUUAGCGGCGGAAAGGGUGAGGAAGGGGGAAAUAAAAAAAAAAAAAGAAAAA
This is a messenger RNA of Vespa mandarinia (Asian giant hornet), 4014 nucleotides long. It is a transcript of the gene mav, whose product is annotated as TGF-beta domain-containing family member maverick. The record is from RefSeq and is a predicted model, not a curated record. Gene Ontology annotation, molecular function: cytokine activity; growth factor activity. Gene Ontology annotation, cellular component: extracellular region. NCBI's taxonomy places the organism in Eukaryota, Metazoa, Arthropoda, Insecta, Hymenoptera, Vespidae.